AUCCACGCCCAUUCUCCACGGCCGACCACUGGGAAGACGCGAGGCGGAUCCUUCUUUCUGGUCGCCAAGCGAAGUCCCGUCCAUCAUUGAGCUGCGCCAUUUUGAGCGAGCAGUCCACCUACGUAUCUAGGUCUGCAGAGAAACAGCGUCGAUUGCUCAUACGUACUUCUUUGUAUUUUGCGUUUUAAUUUCAACCGUUCGAUCGUCCAAGACAUCGAAAAUGUCUCGGGAUAGAUUUAACAGGAAUAACGGCGGUGGAAUGAACAAUUUUCAGCCACGUAGGGGUGGCGGCCCUGGUGGCCCGAUGCGAGGCGGACUGAUGGGGAACCCACAUUUCAGGAAUCACCCUUUCGGGAACCAGAACCAGAAUCAGAACCGAGGCGGACACAUGGGUAACAAUCUCAACAAGCCGCCGAACGGUAACCAGGGACCACCGAAGCCGCAGACGCCUCAAUCCACGCCGGCUAUCCUUCCUCCGUCACCAGGCCCUGCUCUAACAAUGAAAGGCCCUAUACAACAGCAGAAGGAGCAGCAGCAGAAAGAACAACAGCUGAAGGAGCAGCAACAGAAAACCCCUACUACCCCCGUACCCCAGCCGAAGAUCACGACACCUACUCCGAACCCCACUAUUACUGCGACUCCACCGAAACCGAUUAUUUCAUCACCUGCCCCGAAACCGAACCUCUCAUCGCCUCCUCCAAAACCGAAUCUAACAUCGCCUCCCCCAAAACCGAAUCUAGCAUCGCCGCCACCAAAGCCGAAUCUAGCAUCGCCGCCACCAAAACCGAAUUUCUCAUCGCCCCCACCAAAACCGAAUUUCUCAUCGCCUCCACCCAACCAGGGAAACCAAGGAAACCAGGGAAACCAAGGAAACCAGGGAAACCGAAAUAUGAACCAGAACAAUCGAAACAUGAACCAGCAGCACCAGAAACCGCAGAUGACCAAUGUAAACGGCCAGCAGCAAAGGCAGAUGGGCCACCAAGGCCACAAGCAGUCUCCACAGAUGAACAAACCAAGGCCCCAGCAGCAGGCCUACAGACCAGAGGGGGGAGGAGAAGGUCCUACGGAACUCAAAGCAACCUUUUCGUUGCUUCUCAAACCCGGUGAGAAGACCUACACCCAGCGAUGCCGUCUGUUCAUUGGUAACCUGCCCAACGAUAUCAGCGAUGAGGAGUUCAAGAAACUGUUUGCCAAGUAUGGAGAGCCAAGCGAAGUCUUUAUUAACAAGAACAAAGGCUUUGGAUUCAUUCGAUUGGAGUCGAGAGCGCUGGCAGAGAUUGCUAAAGCCGAACUGGACGACACGCCCAUGAAAGGCAGACCACUGCGUGUGCGAUUCGCCACACACUCUGCGGCCCUCUCAAUCAAAAACCUUUCGCCCUUCGUCUCCAAUGAGCUCCUCGAAGAGGCCUUCUCACAGUUUGGGAUGGUGGAGAGGGCAGUCGUCAUUGUUGGCGACCGUGGUAAUUCCACAUGCAAGGGACUCGUCGAGUUUGCCUCCAAGCAUGCUGCCCGGAAGGCCCUUGACCGCUGCAAUGAAGGAGUGUUCCUGCUCACUAGUUCGCCGCGGCCAGUGGUUGUCGAGCCCCUGGAACAGUACGAUGACGAAGAUGGCCUCCCAGAGAAGCUGGCCCAGAAGAACCCCAGAUACCAAAAGGAGCGCGAGGAGCCACCCCGCUUCGCCCGGCCGGGGACCUUUGAGUUUGAGUACUCCAAGCGCUGGAAGUCCCUGGACGAGAUGGAGAAGCAGCAGAGGAAGCAGGUGGAGGUGAACAUGCGUGAGGCCCGCGAGAAGCUGGAGAGUGAGAUGGAUGACGCCUUCCACGAGCACCAAGCAACCCUGCUCCGCCAAGACCUGCUGAGGAGACAGGAGGAGCUCCGGCGGAUGGAGGAGAUGCACAGCCAGGAGAUGCUCAAGAGGAAGGAGAUGCAGAUCAGGCAGGAGGAGGAACGUCGCCGGCGAGAGGAGGAGAUGAUCCAUAAGAGGGAGGUGGAGGAGCAGAUGAGGCGCCAGCGUGAGGAGAAGUACAGGGGCAUGGGCAACUUCAUGGAAAGCAGGGAUCGUGAUAUGAGAAUGAAUCAAGGUGGAGCCAUGGGCCUGGCUGACAUGCCUUUUGGCUCUCCAAACCAGAAGUUCCCCAUGGGUGGACUUGGCUUUGAGGGACAGCAGGGUGGGAUGGGAGGACCCUCUCCUGGAGGCAUGAUGCCCAACGAAAUGCGCAAUGAGCGCUUCCCCCAGGGAGGUCCAAGGGGGAUGGGUCCUGGUAACCCUGGGUUUGGUAGGGGCCGCGAAGAGUUUGAUGGACCUGCCAAGAAGCCACGCUUUUAAACGCUGGCCCUGGCAGCCAUUUUGCCAGCAGCGGCGGCCCUCUUUGUGUAGUUCCUCUUAGGGCAAACCUUGUUGAGUCAUAAAUGUUGUAUUCAAGUUUCCAAGUGAUUGUGCAUUUUUAGCCCCAGAGACUCGAGUCAUUUUAUGGCACCUAACGAAAUUUCUUUCCUUUUUAUUUUAUUUUAUUUUUGUAUUUGGAGUAGACCAGUAGGGACCACGUAACCGUGGUCCACUAAUGGGUACCUAAUAUGACCCAUUUAUCAUUUGUUUCUUUAUACAGUUGUCUCAUAUUCUUUUAGUGGUCGUCAUGUAACAAUUGUAAUUUUCUCAACUUUCUAUCUAUGGCUGUGUUUUUGUGCCAACCAUUUGAAGUAAAAGCAUGUAUUACAAUAAAGACAAAUAUUGGUUCCAUCACAGGAAAAAGUCUUUAGAAUUGUUUUCUUAAAACAAGAUGAAAUAUCCACACCAUGAGCAUCCGUUUCCAGUAGUUUCAAAUACAAAAAAUGCCAGGGUGGUCACAAGUCUGAAGGAGAGGAUAACUUACUUGCAUGUAUUUAAAUUUUCAAAGACUUCGUCCAGGCAUUGAAAAUUUGUUUCUGGUUGGAUAACUAAGAAUUAUUCUAACAUGCAUUAUUUACAGUUACUGGUUCAAGCAGCUGUACUUAGUGAUCUUAACUUUUAAGAAGUAAGAUCAAUGCAGCUAGUUGACAUGUAAUGUAUUUUGUAGUUUUUGUUUUUCUUCUAUCAUAAGGGCCUGUCUAUACAAAACCAGGACCUGUUUUUGAGAUCUGAGAUUUGAUCUUGAUUAAUUUGGGGUGUAUCCCCUUCAAAAAAUAACUUUUCUAUGUCUCAAAAUAUCCCCAAAAAACUUUUACUUUGGUUUGGGUCAAUAUUGCAUUGAACAUGUAUCCAAAGAACACAAUAUCUCUUAAGGAACAAAUUAUGGCAGCCCAAUUUGCUGAUAUUCAGAGUAUUCUCCCUGAUCGUUGCACCAGUCAAUGUGUCAAGCUUCUCUUAUACUCUUAUUUUAAGUUGGUUAAUGCUAUAUGUAUUUUAUAAACGAAUGCCAUUAAUUUAUCUUGAUUCAUAAGACUGGAAAACACCGGUGCAAGGUUUGUCAUUUCCUUUGGCAAUCCAAUAUUUCUUAGGUGUGUUACUGAAUUAAUCGUUUCCAUUACUAUUUAUUUCCAAUCUGCUUGAAAGAAGGCAAGCGUCCCAAUAUGAUCCAUCUAGUAUUCAGCUCCAUAAGGAAGCAUCAGAUGUGCCCAAGUAAUGCCUUUAUUUUAGCCAAGACAAGAUUGUGUUUGCAUUUUACACUCAAACAAAGAAGGUAUGCCAACAGGUGCCCUUACCUGGAAAAAAAAAAAUCUAAAUUCAUCAUUGAGCCUCGAAUGCUUGUCUCCAAAAUGAUGUCCUCAUCCGCAAUAAGUAGCCAAGUUUUAAGUGAAGUUCUUGGAAAAUUGUAGGUCAUAGCGUACAAGUAGCUAUUGUGAUUUGUUAUUUGCUCAGCAUUGUGUUGCUGUUUAUUUAAUUGAUAACGCAUCCACUGUAGAGCUGUAUGUAGAUAAGGGCUCAAUCUACUUAAACAGAAUGGUUCUUAUUUUCUUGAUAAUACAUUAAUUAAAACAUUUAAUUUCUGCCAAGUACCUUCUGUUGGAUAUCACUAAAUACUACACACUGUACUUGUAAGGCAACUGGAUUGGACAAUCCAAGCAUUCCGGAUGGGUCCUGACAAAGAAUAAUUGUCGUUUCAAAAAAUGGCAAAAGUAUUUCAGAAAUCAAGUUGUAACUGCUUUCUAACUGGCUGCCUGCUUUGACUUUGGUGAAAUAUCCACUGUCAAUCAGGCAAAAUUAUACCUUAUGGUCAAGCACUAAAACAUUGCAAACAUAUUAUUGCAAGUAACUCCCUAUGAGAGUUGGUUUGUGACUUCAAAUCGACCUUGUGCUUAUUCUCUUAAGCUUACGCUUUCUAUAGGAAUGUGAACUGAAUUCAAGUCUUGAGAUUGAUCCGGUUAGCAGGAUCUCUCGGGUUUGUGCUUUACCAAUAUUGGAGCAUUGUGAUCAUGCCCAAUAAAUUAAUCGGAGUAAUUUUCUUACCACCUUGUUCAUUUUUCUCUAUAAAUUAUUAAACAGAAUUCUUCAAUACUUGAUCAAUUUAUUGUAAGAAGUCUUCAUUAUAAGCACUUAUUAACUUAGAUAUUGAAUAAUUCUUAAGCUUGAUGUUGAACGUAGUAUCAAAAUAUGCCAUUAAAAAAAAGAAGUAAUGUUUUUAUAUCAUACAAUCUUUUCAUAUGUAUCAUUGGAAGAAUCGUUAAUCGUACGAGAUAUGAGUAUACUUCGAAUUGUCAUUUGUUAAUUCUGGGCACGGUACAAAUAUGUAUGUUAUACGGAUUAGUGGAUAAAUAUCUUGGUGAGAAAAUGGAGUGCCAUAUUAAUAAACGUGCCAUUUUAAGAAUGGCAUGUUACCAAGUACUAUUUUGCUAGAGAUGCACUUUAGCUCGAAGCAUCAACUAUUUGCCUGAAAAGUUACUAGAACAACGGCACUUUCAAUAGAAGAGAACAAAUAUAUAUAUAGCACUAUACUAUGCGCUACAAUCAGAAUUUUAAACGAUUGGAAGAGUAAAAUCUUGAAGUUAAUCCUGAGUUGAUAACUAUAUAUAUGAAACCGCAAAUUUGAACUCCAAGUUUGAAUAUAAGGAAACGUUCUCCUGGAUAAUUGUUUGUGUCAGAAUAAGACAUGCUCCACUUAUGAUAAAACAGCCACCCAGAAGAACAUAUCCAUCGAGAAGAUCAACCUUUUGUAUAGAACCUAACCCAACCAUGGAGGACCACAACAAUUGGCUGUAGGUUAAGCUAAAAAUAUGAUUGGAAAAUUGGAAAUAAAUUGUGAAUUUUAACAUGUCAUGUUAUGUAUAUGCUUUGGUGUUAUUCACAUUCUUUCUUUUAACAGGUUUGAUCAUCUUAAAAGUGGACAAUGAAAAGCAAGUGACCAGAACGAGUCUUAAUUGCUGACUUUAGUCCUGCCUUUUAAAAGGUGGAAAAAAAUGUGAAAGACAAUGUUAUCUCCCUAUUGACAUAUGCAUGUCUAGUUUAUAUAGCCUAUAUAUAUUUUUGAUUUUUGCAGAAAAGGAAAACUUUGUUUUAAUAAGUAACUGCUUUAUUUAACACAAUUUACAUAAAUCUAAUUGACAAAUAUAAUUUAAUCUGCAUUAACAAAAUGUAAUUGUUCGUUAAUAAAAAACCUCCUUAUAACGGGCAAGUAAUAACCUAAGAGCCCCCAGAUAAAAAAUAGUUUUUCCUUUUCUGGCAUCCACCGUGUGCCUUAAUUUGAACUUAAAUUAGUUGUCUUUCCAAUUACAGCACUAACAUUGGUGUGGCCAUUAGAGCCUGACCAAUACUGUGUUUUAGGGUCCGACAAAUAUUAUCAAGUCAAAAAUGACUGAUAUAUCGGCCGAUAUUCAAAAAUAUCGAUAUGCCUGUUUUUUUUAAAAUAAAUAAAUAAAUAUAUAUAUAUAUUGUGGUAUCCUUGGGGUAGAGCUGCUCCUUGGGAUUUGCUGCUCAACCGCCAGCAAUUAUUUCGGCCACAGCAACAUCGCCUUACAAUCAUGAGCUAAAGGAACCAAUUAAAUGUGUGGGGAGGAGCUACUAAAUUUCACACAGAACAUGACAAACUGUUAAUGUUGGGAGUGUUAACGUGGAUGUACUCAGUUCGUUUUUUGAGAUUCCAGACUAACUUUUUCCUUGGGUGCACUGGUGCGCCUACAUUUUUUAAUUUGGGUGCACCAGCACGUAUUU
Molecule: messenger RNA, 6121 nt
Organism: Gadus chalcogrammus (walleye pollock)
Lineage: Eukaryota; Metazoa; Chordata; Actinopteri; Gadiformes; Gadidae
Product: splicing factor, proline- and glutamine-rich-like
Exons: 10
Coding region: 221-2326 (701 amino acids)
Biological process (GO): regulation of DNA-templated transcription
Cellular component (GO): nucleus
Molecular function (GO): RNA binding
Source: RefSeq, a predicted model, not a curated record